GUGUCUUCAUUUAUUCAGUCGAAAAAAAAGUAAUCAUAACCCAAGUGUCCUAGCGCCCGCAUCCAUAACUUCAGGAAUUUUUCUUUCCUACCAUACAAAUGCAGCAACUUCAUCCUGAAAUACGCAGCCUGAACGAUCAGCUCCGGCCCAUUCUGAAAGAAGCCCAGGAACUUGGUGAGAAAAAGGGCAAAUUGAUCGAAUCUCGGCGUCAGCUUGGCGGGCAAAAAAACGAGAACGAACUAGUAAAGGCGGAGUUUAACAAUUUAGAGCCCGAGGCGAUGGUCUACAAACUGAUUGGGCCCGCCUUGGUUCCGCAGGACCCCAACGACGGGCGGGCGAUCGUCGAUAAUCGUCUGGAGUACAUUAACGGGGAAAUCAAAAAGGUGGAUAACAACAUCGCAGAAUUGGACAAGAAAGAGACCCAACUCCAGACAAAGGCCCAGGAGAUUUAUCAUAAAAUGCAGGAAAAACAGGCCCAAAUUAUGCAGCACCAACAACAACAGCAAACUUGAAGAUGAACAUAAAAGGCGUUUUUUUCCCCUUAAGCCUGCUGCUCUUGUUAUUUGACUGGGGAUGGUUAUCAAUCGACGCUUCCUUUAGAGAGGGGGUCGGUAGAUGAAAUAAUAAUAGGGCUUGUUUGAAAUACAGAAACACACACACGUAAAUAUAUAUAUAGAUGGAUAUAUAUAUAAUAACCUAGUUUCGAAUUUCAUUAUCGUACUGAGGUUUAAAUGACGCUAUUAAA
This is a messenger RNA of Phytomonas sp. Hart1, 745 nucleotides long. The record is from the annotation of a GenBank genome assembly. NCBI's taxonomy places the organism in Eukaryota, Euglenozoa, Kinetoplastea, Trypanosomatida, Trypanosomatidae.